AUAAUCGUAACCAUGACUGUUCGGCUUUAGCCGAUGGUUUUGUUUGUUUACUUAUUAUUUGUCCUCUGUUUAUUAGCGGUUCUAACUAAAUUAUACUUAUAAAUGUUAUACUUUAAUUUAAUCUAUAAGCAGCAAAAUUUAUAAAUAAAUUUUUGUGUUCUGUUUUCAAAAUGGAUCACAUAUAUUCUGUUCUUAGAAAAAUUACUCCCAGUGCCUCUACUAACACGGAUUGGAUUACUGAAGGAAAAGCAGUACUGUCACUUUCAAGUCGAAAUACAAUUGCUUUUACAUCAACUACAGAUCUUCUUGAUAGCACAGCUAAAAUUUCAAGGAUCCAUGUUUAUGUUGCUGAUUUGAAUAUGCCAUGGGAAGCAUACAAAGUUCUGAGUCAUAAUGAAGAUAUAACAUGUGUUGAGUGGGACAUAAGUGCUACAAAAUUACUCAUAGCUGAUGCAGUUGGUUGCAUUCAAGUGUGGGUAAUGAAUGAUUUUCUGUUGAAUGAUUGGGUACAAAUCACCUCUACUACUUAUGAAGAAUACAUUUUAUCAGCCGCUUGGUUCCAUAAUGGUAAAAAAAUUGCUCUAAAUAUGGAUAAGAAAGACAAUCAUCUGUAUUUAGAAAAAUAUUCUUUUACCCGAUUUGGACCUUCAGUCAAACAGUUUGGAGGAAAACCUAGUGAAGGCUUGAUUGCCAUAACAACAGCUGGAAUGGUAUUUGUUCUAAUUCUCCAAUCAGAUGGGAGCAUAAUAACUUCCUCAGAGAUUUUGGGACAGUUUAGAAGUAAAAUAAAAGUUGUGGAUCUGUGUUAUGCUAAAAGUGGAGAUUUUUUAGUAGUUGCCACGGAUGGACUUGUCCAGUCAUCUGUUCAUUGCUAUAGAGUUGGAUUAAAAGUUAAUCAGGAUGAAUGCAUAAUCAGCUGCCAACCAUUUUCAAGCUUUUAUUUAAAUUGUCAUUCCAACUGUCUACUUGGAGAAAAACAAGCUUAUACAAAAGUUACUCAUCUCAAAUUCAUCCUUCGAGAGGCAGCUGAUGCUGUUGUUAUAACUGCAUCUGGUCCAACUGGAAGCACUGUUGAAUUAUGGGAACUGAGAGAGAAACCUGUGAUAUUUCAUAAAUUGAUAAAUACUGCUGCUUUGGAAACUCAACCUAAAACAGUGGUAUGGCAACAUCAUACAUCAUCAACUUCUCCUUCAGGGGUAGUGGCAGUUGCAACUCCCCGUUUAUCCAUUUAUGAUGCAAAUCCUCCUCCAUCUUAUAUCCUUGUAGCUUACAAAGAUAAUUCCAUCAAGUGCUUUUAUAGGGAAUCCUUACAAAUAGUGGGAAAUAUUUGUGUUAACACUGGAAUUCACAGGAGGGACGAACAUUCAAUGUACAGUCACCAGUCAGGCAUGAAACAGUACAUGCAUGGAGCUGCAGUCAGUGACAUGCAACUCUCAUGGACGGGUUGCACGGUUAUAGCCAUUGACUCAUUGUCUCAAUUAUUCUUAUAUCGAUUGGGACCAAUUACUGAUCCAGGUGGUCCAAUGAGUGUGUCAUAUGCUUUAACCGUUUUAGAGUACUGCUUAAUGACGGGUACAGACUGGUGGGAUGUUGUUCUUGGUUUGAGGCCUGGUUUGAUAGAAACAAUCUGUGAAAAAUUAACGGAGUCAUUUAACAGGCAGCCUAUGGCUUCCCAACAGGGAUGGAUUUCUCGGUUUUUGUCUAUUAAAGGAUCUCUUUAUAGGUGUUUAAGUAAUGGGCAAGCCAAGGCUGGUGAUUGUCAUGCUCUUGUUAUGUUGAACGCAGUUUCUGCUGCAAUGAAAGGGUUAUUGCGUCCCAGAGAUUUAUCAAAUCAGGAUAAAGGUCCAGUAGAGAAUCUUACUGCUAUAUUGACAAACAAGCCUACUGAUACAAUAAUGCAGUUGGACAAAUUGUUGCUUCACCUGGAGCAUAAAGAAUUCACAGUGGAACCAAAUAUCUUAGUUUCAUUACAAAACCUGAUACAGUGGGUUGCUGAUUGUGCUAUUUACCUGCUUGCUUCACUGCCGUAUCAGUCCCAAAGUCAUUUGAGAUUCCCGGGGGGAGGUUUAAUCUCAGAUGCCAAGUCACUUAAUAAUUUACGAGAACUUCUUGUCAUCAUAAGAAUAUGGAGCUUUUUGAAUGAAAGCUGUCUACCUGUGUUUACAAAAAUGUCAGAUAAUUUGGAUGUUCUAUCACUUUUGUUUAAAUUGUUGACAAAAACUCUAAUUACACAUGGAUCAGAACCUGAGGAUACUUUAUUAGAUGAAUGUAGCCUUCUCCCGAACCAAGUGCUUGUACCGAUAAUUGAAUUAGGAACACAAGCUUUAGGUGUUGCUAGCCCAGCCCUGUUCAUGAACUCUUUACCUUUACAAUUUGAGUACAACUCUCAACCUGAGUUCUUACGGUACAACAGUAAAGUUCAUACCAUUGAAGGGACCAUUCCUCAAUUUCACAAGACUGAUAUUGUAAGGCAUGUUAGUUUGGGACGUAAUCCAUCACUUGUGAGACAAUGUACAAGAUGUUACAGUUCCUCCAUGUUAAAAGCUGGAGUACGAUCAGCUGCCACAAGAGUUUGGGAUCAACGUUGGUUGAGGUUUUGUCCUUGUGGUGGUCAGUGGAGACUGCACAUUGCUCAAAAAUGAUUGUACUCUUUGAUCAACCAAAUUUUGUAAUAUUUAUUUUAUGCAUCUUAAACGUAAGUGCUUGUAAAUAUCAUUUACUUGAGACUUUAUAUCAAGUUAUAUUACAUGUUUGAAAUUGUUGAUAAUAUUUUUAUUAUUUGUUUGAUAAUUUAAGAUUUUUUCUUCCUUUCCAAACAGUAUUUCCUGUUAAUAUCAAUGCAUUUUUUUCAAAUCUCAUUUUUAAAUGUGUUUUUUUUUUAUCAAAGUAUGAUGUACGUGUAUGCCGCAUUAGUUUAUGGGAAGAAAUACUUUUUGCAUAGUAACAUAAAAACUUCAAAAACAUUUUUUCCAAAUUACAAAUUAAAAUUUAAUGAAAAAUAGAAUUUAAAAGAAGUAAAUGUUA
Molecule: messenger RNA, 3024 nt
Organism: Parasteatoda tepidariorum (common house spider)
Lineage: Eukaryota; Metazoa; Arthropoda; Arachnida; Araneae; Theridiidae
Product: mediator complex subunit 16
Biological process (GO): positive regulation of DNA-templated transcription
Cellular component (GO): mediator complex
Molecular function (GO): protein binding
Source: RefSeq, a predicted model, not a curated record